Elephantulus edwardii (Cape elephant shrew) is the source of this 1791-nucleotide messenger RNA. It is a transcript of the gene MUC17, whose product is annotated as mucin 17, cell surface associated. The record is from RefSeq and is a predicted model, not a curated record. Lineage: Eukaryota; Metazoa; Chordata; Mammalia; Macroscelidea; Macroscelididae. The transcript is spliced from 14 exons. The coding region runs from base 1 to 1791 and encodes 596 amino acids.
AUGACUUCUACUGCAAGUGAGGCUACCUCUACUGAUACCAGCUCAUCUACUCCAACGCCUGAGGCUACCUCUACGGAUACCAGCUCAUCUACUCCAACAUCUGAGACAGCCUCCACAUCUCUUUCCACUUCCACAUCAGGGACAAGUACCCCUUACACUUCCACACCCAUAACUUCUACUGGGACAAUUACACCUUCUCCAACUACCAGUCCACCUACUCCAACUCUUAGUGGCACUACCACAACUCACUCAACUUCCUCUGAUGGAGAAACAUCUUCACCUAUCACUUCUAUGACUACUACAACUGAGCCUACCUCUACUGAUGCCAGCUCACCUACUCCAACAUCUGAGGAAACCUCCACAUUUCAUUCAACUUCUACAACAGUGACAAGUGCCUCUGACACCAUAGCCUCCACAACUUCUACAGGGAUUAGUACACUAAUUUCAACUGUGAUUGGCACUACCACAGCUCAGUCAUCUUCCACCGAUGGAGGACUAUCUUCAACUAUCAGUUCUAUUACUGCUACUGCUACUGAGGGUACCAAUUCUGAAACCAGCUCAACUACUGAAACGUCUGAGGAAACAUCCACAUAUCCUUUAACUUCUACAACAGUGACAAGUGCUUCUUACACCACAGCAUCUACAAGUUUAACUGGGACCAGUACACUCACUUCUGCUAAUGGAGGCUCCUGGGAUGGGAUCAAGUGCAUCUGCACCCUCCCCUACUACGGGCCUAGAUGUGAGAUGAUGCUUGAGAGCCUACAGAUUGAACCUCCGCCAGAGAUAGUCACUGCCCAAGUGGAACUAUCUGUGACAGUGACCAAUAAAAACUACACUGAACAUGAAAGUGAUCAGUUCCUGAAUUUCAAGAAGUUAUUCACGGAACAGAUGAACCGAUUUUAUUCUGGAAUCCCUGAGUAUUACGGCAUCAACAUCACAAAAAUACUGAGUGGCAGUGUGGUGGUCGUUCAUAACGUCCUCCUGAGGACGAGCUUCACCCCAGAAUACAAGAAAGUACUGGACAGUGCCGCCCAGAAGGUGGUGAAAGAAAUCAUGAAUACUACCAAAUGGCUAGUAAUGACUGAUAACAAGAACUGCUCAGACACACUGUGUUACAGAGCAAAUGCCACCAAGCUGGAAGAAAUUAGAAUACAGUAUGACCCUGAAGCCGAGUGCCGGGAGAAGGCUGGGAAAGACUUCGCCCAAUACUUUGUAGUGGAAUACAAGAAUGACUUGCCACACUGCAUCACGGCCUGCAUGCCUGGAUUCAAAAUCUCAAUGGACUGCCACUUUGGGAGAUGCCUGGUGCAGCGAGAUGGUCCUCAGUGCUUCUGCCCGAACACAGAUACCCACUGGUACAGUGGAGAAUACUGUGAGAUGAGAGUUCAGAGGAAUCUGGUGUACGGACUUGUGGGCACAGCAAUAGCUGUGGUACUGGUUGUGCUUUUCGCCAUCUUGGUGAUCAUGCUUCGCUCCAAGAAAGAAGUGAAAAGACAAAAGCACAAAGUGUCUCAGUUGUACAGGUGGCAUGAAGAGCAUGGUGGACCAGAGCCUGGGACUUUCCAGAACACCAACUUUGACAUCUCUGGAGAACCUGAGAAUUCUGUCAGCCUGAGCUCCAUCAGCAGCAGAUUACAGCCGUCCCUGAGGCACAUAGACCAUGAAGCAAAGCUCAGCAACAGCAGCGUCCGGGCCCGGGUCCCUGGGCCCCACUCCCAGUCCGCGCUGCCACGGCCAGCUGGGGCUAGCUGGGACCACUAUGCCCUCAAGAGCUGUAACUGUGGGCAGUAG